GGGGCGGUGGAGGGUCAGGGUGCUGCCCCAAUGGGGACCCUGGGGGUGUGAGUGUGAGGAAACGGGCCCGUGUUGGGGGUGGGAGCAGUGAGGUGGGUUUGGUUGAGCAGGGUGUUGUUUUGGGGGGAAAUGAGGGGAUUUGGGGUCGUGGAGGUGUGUGGGGGGGUGUUGUACCCUUAUGGGGUGCUGUCCUGCCAUGCAGCACCAGAGCUGUGCUGCUCUCUGCUGCCCUUUAUGGCUUCUGUUGCUUUCCCCCCCCCCCCUUUUUCUUGUGGAGGUUUUUCUUUCAUGAUCACCAAUCGCAGCCCGCCCAGCUGCUGGGAUGGAGGAGCUCUUCCAGAUCCCCUCAGUGCCUGUUUUAUGUGUGAGCUGGGCUGCGAUGCCUGCAGGAGGCACAGAGCUCAGCCCGUUCUGCCCUGUGGUCGUUGGCCAAAUGAGAGCCCUUGUCUGGGCAGCUGGCUGUCAUUGGCAGCAUGCUAAGCAGGGAAGAUGAUGAGAUCCUGAAAGCUCCGUUGGAUUUCCAGCCAAACCCAAAGUCAGUCCAUCCAUCCCUGCAGUAACCUGGUGGCUGCAGGGUUAUGGGUGGCUGAGAUCAGAACCUGAGCUUCUGUGUCUCUUUUUUUUCUUGUUUUGCUGCGAUAUUUUUGUGGUUGCUGACUGCUCUCGCUUGUGGCUUGAGGCUGAUGGGGUGUGGGGUUGUGUGACUUGUUCAGCUUUAUCAAGGAUGAUUCGAUGUCACCUCUCAAAGAUGACUUUUUUUAAAGCAUUCUAAUGGGAUAGGAAGCGUUUGUGGCUUCAGAUGCUGAGAAAACACAUUGGGGUGCUCAUCUGUGGUGGCUGAGGUGCAGAACUGACGCUGUGGUUUCACGUUGUGAGCUGAAAUCCUGCAGCAAUCCCAUAUUCAGAGAUUGCUUGGGAAAAAGAGAACCACACACACACAGCAGAGCCACCAAAAAGGAGCGUUCCUGAGUCAGGUUAGCAGCAGAUGGAUCUGAAGGGGAAACUGUCAGAUUUGUGUUCUCCUCGCACAGCAAAAGGUGCUCCUGGUGUGCUGCAGCAUCCCAGGGAGGCAGGGCUGUGGUUCAGCCCAUCAGCUGCCCUCGUGGUGGGGAAGGCUCUGUUGGGAGCUGCUCAGAGCAGUUUGACAGAUGCAGGAUGUGCAGAUCAGGAGGAAAGGAGAGCUGUGUUGUGCAGAAUGAGAGUGGAAGAGGCAACGAGAGUCAACCCCGUGAGGAUGUGAAAUGGCAUCAGAUGUCUCCUCGCUGGGCGCAGCCGUCGGCUCAGGGAAUCCUGGGGCUGGAACUCAAACUGGAGGAGCCAUUGUGCAGAGAGCAGCCAAGAGACGUCCUGGGCUUGAUUUUGAUGAUGAUGGCGAAGGGAACAGUAAAUUCCUCAGGUGUGAUGAUGACCCAAUGCCAAAUGAUAAGGAGCGAUUUGCCAGGUCUGAUGAUGAGCAGAGUUCAGCGGAUAAGGAGAGACUUGCCAGGGAGAAUCACAGCGAGAUCGAACGUAGGCGGAGGAACAAAAUGACUGCCUACAUCACUGAGCUGUCUGACAUGGUGCCCACCUGCAGCGCCCUGGCACGUAAACCAGACAAGCUGACCAUCCUACGAAUGGCUGUGUCCCACAUGAAGUCCCUGCGUGGCACAGGCAACACCUCCACGGAUGGCACCUACAAACCCUCCUUCCUCACCGACCAGGAACUCAAACAUCUGAUCCUGGAGGCAGCUGAUGGUUUUCUGUUCAUCGUGUCCUGUGAGACGGGGAGGGUGGUUUACGUCUCUGACUCCGUGACUCCCGUCCUCAACCAGCCCCAGUCGGAGUGGUUUGGCAGCACGCUGUACGACCAGGUGCACCCAGAUGAUGUGGGCAAGCUGAGGGAGCAGCUCUCCACCUCAGAGAAUGCACUGACAGAAGGAACCAAACCCUGGUGCCUUUCUAACAAGGAUCCUGCAGCCCCCCCUGAGAGUGCAUCUAAAGGUCGUAUCCUGGAUUUGAAGACAGGAACUGUCAAGAAGGAAGGGCAGCAGUCCAUGAGGAUGUGCAUGGGCUCACGGAGAUCCUUCAUCUGCCGCAUGAGGUGUGGCAACAGCUCAGUGGAUGCAGUGUCUGUAAAUCGUCUCAGCUUCAUGAGGAAUCGCUGCAGGAACGGCUUAGGUGCAACGAAGGAUGGAGAGCCUCACUACGUGGUGGUGCACUGCACAGGUUACAUCAAGGCCUGGCCCCCUGCAGGUGUUUCACUGCCUGAUGAUGACCCAGAUGCUGGCCAGGGCAGCAAGUUUUGCCUCGUGGCCAUUGGCAGGCUCCAGGUCACCAGCUCACCCAACUGUACAGACAUGAGCAAUGUUUGUCAGCCAACAGAGUUCAUCUCCCGACACAACACAGAAGGCAUUUUCACCUUCAUAGACCAUCGCUGUGUGGCUACUGUUGGCUACCAGCCACAGGAACUUCUGGGGAAGGACAUUGUGGAUUUCUGUCACCCAGAGGACCAGCAGCUUUUGCGGGACAGCUUUCAGCAGGUGGUGAAGUUAAAAGGCCAGGUUCUGUCAGUCAUGUUCCGAUUCCGAUCCAAAAACCGGGAAUGGCUCUGGAUGAGAACCAGCUCCUUUACCUUCCAGAACCCCUACUCGGAUGAAAUUGAGUACAUCAUCUGUACCAACACCAACGUCAAGAACUCAAGCCAGGAAUCUCGACCUGCCCUAUCAAACCCAAUGCAGAGGCCCCAGCUGGGGCAGAGUGUCAGCCUUCCCCUGGAGAUGGGCACAGCACAGCUGCCCUCAAGGCAGCAGCAGCAGCAGCCACAACAGACAGAGUUGGAAGUGGUCCCAGGAAGAGAGAGCCUGUCUGGCUACGACCAGGUUCCUGUGCAGCCCGUGACUGCUGCUGGCCCAGAGCACAGCAAACCACUGGAAAAGGCAGAGAGCCUCUUUAACCAGGAGAGGGACCCGAGGUUUGGGGAGAUGUACAGCAGCAUCAAUGCAGACCAGAACAAAGCCAUUCCUGCCAGCUCAGUGCCUGCCAACCCCACCCUCUUCCCACAGGGAAACACUUUCACACCAUCACGGCCCGCUGAGAACUUCAGGAGCAGCAGCAUGGUGCCUCCAGUGAACAUCAUCCAGCAACAGCCGGCGGCAUCGGGCCGGAUCCUGGCUCAGAUCUCACGCCACGCCAGCCCUGCUCAGGUCAGCGGGAGCAGUUGGGCUGCCGGGACCCGACCGGCGUUCACAGCCCAGCAGGUGGCUUCCCAAGCAGUGAAGACUCGGCCGCCUUCCUUCAGCAUGGGGACUUUCCAGGGCACCCCGUCCUCCUUCAGCCCCAUGGCAGCUCCAGGCUCCACAGCUUCCCCCAGCAGCUCUGCAUACCCAAACCUCUCUGGCCGUGGCGUGGGCUUCACCACAGAUGCAGCUCAGACCCCCACCCCGUUCCAACCCCGGGCAGCAGCUGAAGGAGUGGGGAUGUGGCCACAGUGGCAAGGACAGCAUCACAGCACAGCACCUGGGGAGCAGCACGUGCAGCAGCCCAGCCAACCCGAGGCCUUCUCAGACAUGCUGACCAUGCUGGGAGACCAAGGCCCCAACUACAACAACGAGGAGUUCCCCGAAUUGAACAUAUUCCCUUCUUUUUCAGAAUAAAACUCGAGCUCCUGGGGAAGAGCAACUCAUAGCUGUAAUAUAAAUCUUCACGUGUAAAGGAAAAAAAAAAAAAAAAAAAGAGGCACCCCAGUCUGAUGGGGUUCAAAGACUGCUGAACUUUCUCAACUCUUCUUUACCUUCUGGAGGCUCAGUGCUGCCUGGGGGCACUCAGCAUCACAACACAGUGCUCCCCAGUGCCUGGAGGAUUUCAGACUGAAGGACUGCUGCCCACCCCCUCCUUUAUUCCCCCCCCCUCACCCUCCAGAUUCAUGAGGUGGCUUUUCCUGUUUGUAUUUCCAUCUUCUAUACCGUGACUCUUUUCUAUAAAAACACAAAACGAC
This is a messenger RNA of Phasianus colchicus (ring-necked pheasant), 3973 nucleotides long. It is a transcript of the gene ARNT, whose product is annotated as aryl hydrocarbon receptor nuclear translocator. Lineage: Eukaryota; Metazoa; Chordata; Aves; Galliformes; Phasianidae. Gene Ontology annotation, biological process: regulation of DNA-templated transcription. Gene Ontology annotation, cellular component: transcription regulator complex; cytoplasm; nucleus. Gene Ontology annotation, molecular function: protein dimerization activity; DNA-binding transcription factor activity. The record is from RefSeq and is a predicted model, not a curated record.